AGUAGACAAACAUAUGAACACAAGGAGGGCGAAAUUUAUAUUAAAUAUGGCCAAAAAUGUGAAGAAACUAACGUUGGCCAGCAAACUGGUAAAAAGAGGAGAUAUCAUUGAGCCCACGGAGAUAAUAAGCAGACAAAGCCGGACGGACAAUUUGCGGGAUAUUGAGGACCUUGUGGGCGCAGGAUCUAGUAACUCGAUAUACUUCUCCCCCGUUCAAGCCCGUAAACAACGUCUCUUAAACGGGGAAACCCCGAAAAAAACGAACAUUAAAUUGGAAGCCUUAACUCCAACUCGCGUGCCGCCCAAAAAAAACAAAAAGGAUGACCAGUUGGUAACCAAAACUCAAGUAGGAACGGCUACGGUUGUUAAGUGUAAACUAAUGCCAGAUUCUGUGGAUUCUCCUUUGAGGAUUGAUAAGAUCAAACAGGAAUUGGAACCACAAAUAAAGCAGGAACUCAUUACACAAGAUAAUCAGGAGGGAUUAGUUAAUAUUAAGAAAGAACCAGAUCCCACAGUGGAACCCUCUUUAUAUAUAGAAGUAGAUUCACCGAAUCCCUUAUGGUAUUAUCACCUGGAAAGCAUACGCGUCAUGAGAAACUCGAAAUCUGCUCCAGUUGAUAUAAUGGGAUGUCAUCGCUGUGCAGACUCCAAGGCAGAUGCAAAGACACAACGCUUUCAAAACUUAGUAGCUCUUAUGCUGUCCAGCCAAACUAAGGAUCAAACCACCUAUGAGGCCAUGAAUCGGCUUAAAGAUCAAAAUCUUACUCCACUCAAAAUAAAGGAAAUGCCAGUAACUGAACUAGAGAACUUACUUCAUCCCGUAUCCUUUUAUAAGAACAAAGCCAAAUACCUUAAGCAGACUGUGGAUAUACUCAUAGAAAAAUAUGAUUCGGAUAUUCCGGAUAAUCCCAAGGAACUUAUAGCGCUGCCCGGAGUUGGUCCCAAGAUGGCUCAUAUAUGUAUGGCAGUGGCGUGGAAUAAGGUCACAGGAAUCGGAGUGGAUGUCCAUGUCCAUCGCAUUUCGAAUAGAUUGGGUUGGCUACCGAAACCCACAAAGGAACCGGAACAAACGCGCAUCGCACUGGAGAAGUGGCUGCCACAUAGUCUCUGGGCGGAAGUUAAUCAUCUGUUCGUGGGAUUUGGGCAAACCAUUUGUACCCCAGUAAAGCCAAAUUGUGGGGAGUGCUUAAACAAGGAUAUAUGUCCUUCAGCCAAUGCUGAAGCUAAGCAAAAGAAAAAAAAAGAGUGACCGUUAGCAACGAAUAUUAUAUGUUGAGGCUCAGAAAAACUUAAAAAAACUAAAAGUACAAGAAUGUAAUGUCACAAAGGAGCUACAAGUAUUGUUAAAAAACCGAAAAUUAGUUUAAGAAAGGGACUAGAAGUCCAAAGAAUCAGUGCCAUCAGAAUUAGUGCCUUAAGGGCUAUUAUUUUUUUCAGUUGUUUUACAAGCAAAGAAUAAAUUUCGUAUACAAAGAAUAAAAAA
Drosophila elegans is the source of this 1483-nucleotide messenger RNA. RefSeq names its product endonuclease III-like protein 1 (gene Nthl1). Bases 14 to 1249 code for a protein of 411 amino acids. Gene Ontology annotation, molecular function: DNA binding; DNA-(apurinic or apyrimidinic site) endonuclease activity; oxidized pyrimidine nucleobase lesion DNA N-glycosylase activity. Gene Ontology annotation, cellular component: nucleus. The transcript has 4 exons. NCBI's taxonomy places the organism in Eukaryota, Metazoa, Arthropoda, Insecta, Diptera, Drosophilidae. The record is from RefSeq and is a predicted model, not a curated record. Gene Ontology annotation, biological process: base-excision repair; base-excision repair, AP site formation; nucleotide-excision repair.